Messenger RNA from Peromyscus eremicus (cactus mouse), 1083 nucleotides. It is a transcript of the gene Gpx7, whose product is annotated as glutathione peroxidase 7. The record is from RefSeq and is a predicted model, not a curated record. The coding region runs from base 82 to 642 and encodes 186 amino acids. NCBI's taxonomy places the organism in Eukaryota, Metazoa, Chordata, Mammalia, Rodentia, Cricetidae. Gene Ontology annotation, biological process: response to oxidative stress. The transcript has 3 exons. Gene Ontology annotation, molecular function: glutathione peroxidase activity.
GGGCCGCCUCCUUCCGCCCCCAACGCCGGGUCUCCCCUGCCGGUCUUUUCUCUCGCCAAGCCGCCACCUCGGAAGCGAGCCAUGGUUGCAGCCGCGGCGGCGGCGUGGCUGCUCCUAUGGGCCGCGGCCUGCGUGCAAUCCGAGCAGGACUUCUACGACUUCAAGGCGGUCAACAUCCGGGGCAAGCUGGUGUCGCUGGAGAAGUACCGCGGCUCGGUUUCCCUGGUGGUAAACGUAGCUAGCGAAUGUGGCUUCACAGACCAGAACUACCGAGCCCUGCAGCAGCUGCAGCGGGACCUGGGUCCCUACCAUUUUAACGUGCUUGCCUUCCCUUGCAACCAGUUUGGCCAGCAGGAACCAGACACCAACAGGGAGAUCGAGAACUUUGCCCGCCACACCUACAGUGUCUCUUUUCCCAUGUUCAGCAAGACCGCAGUCACCGGCUCUGGUGCCCACCCUGUCUUCAAAUACCUAACCCAGACUUCUGGGAAGGAGCCUACCUGGAACUUCUGGAAGUACCUCGUGGCCCCAGAUGGAAAAGUGGUGGGGGCUUGGGAUCCAACUGUGCCCAUGCAGGAGAUCAAACCCCGGAUCACAGAGCUGGUGGCAAAGCUCAUCCUUCAGAGACGGGAAGAGUUAUGACCCGGUUCCCGCUUCUCCACCACUCCCACCCCCUCAGCAAACUCAAGUGGUGCUUCACAGGCAGAGAGCCGGGCUUCUCGUCUCUUCACUCACAUAGAGGAAAAAGUCUAAGACUUGGAUGAUUUGAAUCCAAGAGCAAGGAAUAGCAACUCCUGGCCAAUGAGAGUUCUGAACAGCCAAUCGUCGGUCAGUAGGCCGCCAGCCAAAGGAAACACGGCCAGGCUAUGAGAAGCCCUGUAGAAGGGUAUGAAGCAACCAUCUCCUAGCCAGGUUCUGUAAAGGGGAGCCAAGUCUUACCUCACAGGAAGGUUGUGAGGAUUAGCAUCUAAUACCUGUGAACGUGCCUGGGGCAGUGCUAGCCAAAGAGGAAGCGUUCCGCACAUGUUCUCUGCCUAUAAACAAAGCAUUACUUGUGAUAAUAAAACUUGAACUCAACACAAA